Molecule: messenger RNA, 3552 nt
Organism: Varanus komodoensis (Komodo dragon)
Lineage: Eukaryota; Metazoa; Chordata; Lepidosauria; Squamata; Varanidae
Gene: POLRMT
Product: RNA polymerase mitochondrial
Exons: 15
Biological process (GO): mitochondrial transcription
Cellular component (GO): mitochondrial DNA-directed RNA polymerase complex
Molecular function (GO): protein binding; mitochondrial promoter sequence-specific DNA binding; DNA-directed RNA polymerase activity
Source: RefSeq, a predicted model, not a curated record
GGGCAGCCGAUGUGGGCUUCGGAGCGGAGACGGCGGCAUGCGGGCGGCGUAGCGGGCAUGUCGGUGCUCAGGCUGCAGGGGGCGCUGCUGCUGCUGCUGCGGGAGAGUCUGCAAACUGGACGAAGGAGUUAUUCUUCUACCUGGGUGAAGGAAGAAGCCCGGAGAAGAUGGGUGUCGGAGCAGGCGGAGCUGCUGGAACUCCUGGAGGCGCGAGUGAAGCAGCUGCAGGCCGAGGCCGACAAUGUCUCGGAGGUGGCAUUCGAGAAAGUUCACGUUUCUCGAACCAGCUGGACCAGUUUCCUUCGCCUAGGCCUACUGCAGAGAGAAGCUGUGCCCGGCCUGACUUGCAAUGAGCCCUUCCCGAAGUCCAACACGCAGGAGGCUACCAAGCCCAGCCGCUGGAAGGAAAAGUUGAAACGGGAGAAGAUGAUCAAGCACAAGCGAGAGCUGAGACUGGAGGCCAAGUUCUCCAUCAGCACCCAGACGGUCCUGAAAGAUCUUGCCGCAGCUCAGAACCAGGUCGGCCAGAGCAGAGCCAGAGAGCCGGCGAGGCUGAAACCGGCUCAGGGGCAGGCCUUGAAACCGGCUCAGGGGCAGGCCUUGAAACCAGCUCGGGGGCAGGCCUUAAAACCGGCUCAGGGGCAGGCCUUAAAACCGGCUCAAGAGCAGGCCUUGAAACCGGCUCAGGAGCAGGCCUCGAAACCGGCUCGGGAGCAGGCCUCGAAACCGGCUCGGGAGCAGGCCUCGAAACUGCAGAACGAUGCCCAGGUGGCCGAGGUCAGGGACCCCUCUGCAGAGAAGUGCCCGGCUGGCUUGCCGCAGGGCAGCCCCGCCCCGGGAGACCUGCAGAAACACGUCGUGAGCCUGCAGAAGGCACCUGCGGAGACGGCAGGGCGCUACCGGAACGCCCAGCUCACCCUCUUGGCUUACCUGGAUGCCUGCAUUUUUCUCAAGCAGCUGGAUCGGGCACAGCAGUGCCUGAUGUUCUACCACCGCUCCCUGAAGCGGCAGAAGCAGCUGGACAUCCAUGCAUAUAACCUGCUCUUGCACGCAUACGCCAAGCAGGGUUCCCUGCAUGAGGUUUGCUUUGUCUUCUCCCUGCUGGAGCAGGCUGGGCUGGAGCCUAACCGGGACUCCUACAUUGCCGCCCUGAGUUGCAUGGGCCGAUCCGACGCAGCCACCUUUAUCACCAGCAGGUGCCUCAAGCAGCUCGAGGAGAGCCACAUCUGCCUGGAGGAUCUCUUCCGAGACUCAGUGCUUGAGGAUGACGAGGUAGAGAUGGCUCUCAAAGCCAUCCGGAAAGUCAAACCGGAUUUCUCCCCCUCUCUGCCGCAUUACCUGCACGAAACCUGCACGAUUCCCCUGAUCCAGAACUUCUACACGAAGAAGAACGACGUCUCUUACCCCAAGCUCAAUUUCACGGUGCAAGAGCUGCAGGAGAAGUUCCAGAAGCAAUUAGCCAUGGAGUCGUCCGACACGGUCGCCAUCGACUCGGUGGAGGCGGGAAAGCCCGUGACAAACUACGUGGUCCAAGCGCGGAAACAGCUGGCCACGCUCCGUUCCCAGUGGCAGGCAUCUCUCCUCCAGAGCCUGUGGAAAUCGAAGCUGCACAUUGGCCAACGGAAAUCGGGCCCGAACCUCCUUCCUUUCCUCUGCCUGCUGGAGGACAAGGUGUAUGUUGACAUCUUGGUGCAGGCUGCCUCCCAGAUCCCCCCACAAGGGGAGUCCCUUACGACCUUCGCCCGGGAUCUGGGCACCAAGGUGUUCAAUAAAUACACUCUGCAGAAGAAGUCCAGGAGCCGAGUGGUGGAGAAAAUGCAGCAGGUCUACAAGGGUUACGUCCAGCUGCUCGCCAAGGACAGCAAGCCGGAUAAUCUCCUGCCACGGGAGUACUGGGAGCAGCUUGCGACCGAGGCUGGUUGCAGCCCUUCCCUGUUCAAGCAGGAGCUUCCCUGGCCCCAUUCGCUGCUGGUGCAGGUCGGCCUUCACCUGGUGGAGCUCUUGGUCCAGGAGCUGAAGAUGCAGAGCAAUCUCUUGAGUCCAGGACUGGAGCAGAGACUCAUUCCCGUCCUCUAUCACGUCUACUCUUUCCGCAGCGGCCGGCAGAUCGGGUUCAUCAAGCCCCACCCCAUGCUGACCCGUCUCCUCCUGAACGCGGCCGAGACCACCCUCACCUUCGACAGCUACGUCAUCCCCACGCUGUGCCCCCCGGUGCCGUGGGUGUCCCCUCACUUCGGCGCCUACAUCCUCAGCUCCACCCGGCUGAUGCGCUCCGUGGAGGAGGCCGCGCAGCACCAGCUCCUGCUGGAACAGGUCCCCCGGAGCGACCUGUUCCCCGUCAUGGACGCCCUCAACCAGCUGGGGAACUGCCCCUGGCGCAUCAACGGCGCCAUCCUGGACGUGAUCGUCUCCCUCUUCAACGACAAGGGCGACGAGAAGCUGGGCGUCCCACCCCCACCCUCGGAGGCCCCCCAGCCCCUCCGGUGCCUCCCCGACGGGAAGCCGCUGGGCCAGCUGGCCCUGAAGAGGGAGAUGGCGCGCUGCCACAAGAAGGCCAUGGAGAUGCACAGCCUGCGCAUGAACGGGCUCUACAAGCUCUCCAUCGCCCAGCACAUGCGGGGCCAGACCUUCUGGUUCCCCCACAACAUGGACUUCCGCGGGAGGACCUACCCCUGCCCGCCCCACUUGAACCACCUGGGCAGCGACCUCUCCCGCGCCAUCCUGUCCUUCGCCGAGGGGAAGCCGCUGGGGCCGCACGGCCUCAACUGGCUGAAGAUCCACCUCAUCAACCUCACGGGGCUGAAGAAGAAGAACUCGCUGCAGGACCGGCUGUGCUAUGCCGAUGAGAUCAUGGACGACAUCUUGGAUUCCGCGGACCGGCCCCUGGCGGGCAAGAAGUGGUGGAUGAACACGGACGAACCUUGGCAGGUUUUGGCGUGUUGCAUGGAGAUCGCCCAGGCAGUGAGGUCCCCGGACCCUGCUGCAUACGUGUCCCAUUUCCCCGUCCAUCAGGACGGGUCUUGCAACGGGCUUCAGCACUACGCGGCUCUCGGGAGGGACACCGUGGGCGCAGCUUCGGUGAACCUGAUGCCGAGUGCCGUGCCGCAGGAUGUCUACAGCGGGGUAGCCCAGAAGGUGGAGGAGUUCCGGAAACUAGACGCCAGCCAGGGCAGCAAAAUCGCACAGGUCUUGGAGGGCUUCAUCACCCGAAAGGUGGUGAAACAGACAGUGAUGACGGUUGUCUACGGGGUCACCCGCUAUGGGGGCCGCCUCCAGAUCGAGAAGCGCCUCAAGGAGAUCGACGACUUCCCCCCAGAAUAUGUCUGGGAAGCAUCGUUCUACCUAGUCCAGAAAGUCUUCCACAGCCUCAAGGAGAUGUUCUCCGCGACCCGAGAAAUACAGGCCUGGCUAACGGAGAGCGCGCGGCUGAUUGCGAAGUCCGGAUGGAGCGUGGAGUGGGUGACCCCGCUGGGACUGCCCGUCAUCCAGCCAUACCAUCGCUCCAGGUCCAUAAUGGUAAGCCCAAAGGGGGAGGCGGAGGAAGGAAAGGAA